AUGACAGACUCGGACUCCGAUUCGGGACAAUCACAACAGCUACAGGUAGUACUGUCAAAGCCUUUGAGACUGGCUAUUUCCAAGGUAGGAAUCUCCACUAGCACUAGCACUACCACUAGCACUGCCACGACAACAAAAACUUCAGAUUCUCAUUUGAAAAGUUAUAAGCUCAAAGCGGGAAGAAUGGCAAGGAAGAAGAUUCCCGUAUUUCCGAGGUUUGGUCAAUCUACUACUUCCUUACUAUCACCAUCACCAUCAUCAUCAUCAUCAUCAUCAUCAUCAUCACCAUCUCAACAACCCCUCCAGUUUCCUCCCACUACCCACAACCACCACCGCCCCUCAACCACCCACCUCAUCCCCACUCUCGCCCCCCAUUGGUACAACACCACCGCGCACCUCGGCGACCCCUGCACAUCCUUCAGUCUCGACCACAUUCUCAGCUGCGGCCACAAAAUCCUCACAUUCUCCCCAGAACCCUGCGCAAGAAAUUGCCAUGCACGAACGGUACCUGAUUGGGAGCAACCGCGGGAUGUAGGACAAGGUUUUGCUUGUGUGGCGUGCGUGGUGGAGCAUCUGGGACUGAGGAGGGAGGUGAGAUGGAGGGAGUAUGUGGGGGAGUUGUUGUUGAUGGGGAAAGGAGGCGGUGUGUUGGUGGAGAGGAGGAGAGGGAUGAGGGAUGAAAGAGCGUGGAUUGAAGAGAAGCUGGGAUUUGUUGGUUUGGCGUGGAGAGAUGAGGAUGUGGAGGAGAUGAGGAGACUGUGUGCGAAGGGGAAGGCUUGUAUUGCUCCGUGGAUUGAUCCGGACUAUCAGGAAGUUGUGGACUUGGCGUUGAGGGGGGCGAGAAGGUGA
Sphaerulina musiva SO2202 is the source of this 849-nucleotide messenger RNA. RefSeq lists its product as uncharacterized. The transcript has a single exon. Bases 1 to 849 code for a protein of 282 amino acids. Lineage: Eukaryota; Fungi; Ascomycota; Dothideomycetes; Mycosphaerellales; Mycosphaerellaceae. The record is from RefSeq and is a predicted model, not a curated record.